Pundamilia nyererei is the source of this 2664-nucleotide messenger RNA. It is a transcript of the gene smyd4, whose product is annotated as SET and MYND domain containing 4. The transcript has 11 exons. The record is from RefSeq and is a predicted model, not a curated record. The coding region runs from base 285 to 2591 and encodes 768 amino acids. Gene Ontology annotation, molecular function: histone deacetylase binding. NCBI's taxonomy places the organism in Eukaryota, Metazoa, Chordata, Actinopteri, Cichliformes, Cichlidae. Gene Ontology annotation, biological process: heart development. Gene Ontology annotation, cellular component: nucleus; cytoplasm.
CUGCCAUCUAUUCUGUUUCUCAUGUGGAUGGUGACAAACACUUCCUCUAGACGUCAAAUAUUAUCGAAAAACUGUCGAGAGGAUGGUCUUUGAACAGCCACGGGUUUGCAGUUUUGAUUUUAUUGUGAAAGAUAUUGCCGGGAACUGUAGUUUGGUCCACUCUAACGUGACAGCUGUGCUGAGAGCGCUGAGAGCUCAUGUGAAACUGAUUCAAAACAAACCCAAACUACUCUCCGGUCCCGCGGUCCUGUCAGCAGGGUGACGCGGUUCUGUUGUAAUCCAUAAUGGAUCUGCCGUGCGUCCAGUGGCAAGAUCACGUGGCACAGAAGUGGCGCGCUCUCGAGCCCAAACUAAAGGAACAGUUUACGUCCCUGCUUGAAAUAGAUGACGUUUUCAGAUGUGGUCUAAGUCUCGUGAGACAAGAUGAUCUGGACUUCUUGCAGCAAGAAUCUGCAGUAUAUUCAGUACAGAAGGAUGCAGAGCUAGCAGCCAAAUGCAGGGUGAGGGGAAACUCCAGCUUCAAGACUAAAAACUACACUGCAGCUGCUCUGCACUAUUCAAAGGGCAUCUGUUUUGCUCCCAGUACUUCGGAGCAGCUGUCUCUGUGCUACGCCAACCGCUCUGCUACGCUCUACCAUCUGCAGCACUACCAGGAAUGCCUUGAUGACAUUGACAGAGCCGUGAAGAAUGGCUAUCCCUCUCAUCUUUUACACAAACUGGAGGACCGCCGCACUCUGUGCUUUAAACAUCUCUCUGUACAUGAAAAGAGAAGGGAGGAUGAUCAAAACCCUGCCUCAAACGAUUGUAAAGGUUCAGACACAGCAAAUUCACCAUCUGUUGGGCCUCUCACAGUUGGGAUUUGUCCUCAAGUUGUUGUUGACUCCACUGUGGAGAAAGGUCGACACCUGGUGGCUGUAAAUAGAAUAGCAGCCGGGGAGGUGAUUCUCACUGACAGGCCGUACAGCUGUGUCCUCCUACCAGGAAUGGAGGAGGUGAAAGGGAAGGUGGGACGGUAUGGCAGAGAGAGAGAAGUGUUGUUUGGAGUGGAGGACAGGCGUUGCCAUAGGUGUUUGACUGAAACGCUGAUUCUUGUACCAUGUGACAGGUGUAGCUACAGCCGAUACUGUUCAACUGGUUGUCAGCAGGAAGCCUGGGAAGAACAUCAUCGCUGGGAGUGUGCGCUGGGAGCAGAUCUGAUGGCGAUGGGCGUUAUGUCACAGCUCGCCCUGAGGUUAGCUCUCAAGGCAGGGUUAAAAAACUUUCUACUAGCAAGGGAGCCAAUCAGAGACAAGCACAAAGAGUGUUUUAAUAAUCACUCGAGUGAUCCUUCUACGUCAUCCUAUGGGGGCUCUUACCUGAAUGUGUAUAACUUGCUGCACCACCUGAAUCACCACAGCCCUGCUCUGCGUUUCAUGUGUGCGGUCACCGCAGCAACACUCUACCUGAAGCUCAGCAAGGCAGGACCACCACCUGUAUCAUGGAGCCAUACCCCACAGGGACCAAACAAGGAGGGAGGAGACGCUGAUUGGAAUGCAGAGCUAUGGAUGCUGGGAAGUGCAGUUCUACAGCACAUCCUACAGCUGAGGUGUAACGCCCAGGCAAUAGUCGUGCUGCAAGACACAGGAGCAACAAACUCACCGGUGCAGUCCAACAGGGAAAUUCGCAUUGCUACUGCAGUAUUCCCGACUCUUAGUCUUCUCAAUCACUCUUGCUGCCCCAACACCAGCCUGGUGUUCAGCACUGGAGGCAUUAUUGAGCCUUCUGGUUCAGCUCUGUCUGCAGACUUCAGUGGGGGUGAAGCUGAAUGGAGGCACAAGGCGCAGGGAGUCACUGUAACAGUCAGAGCAGCCAAGCUCAUCACUCCUGGACAAGAGAUCCUGCACUGCUAUGGUCCUCAUAGCAGCAGGAUGGUGACCCAGGAACGCCGUUGUCUUCUGCAAGAGCAGUACUACUUCCUGUGUCAGUGUGAGGCCUGUAGCCAACAGCAGCAGGACGUGGAGGAGCCCAGACAGCAGGAGCCAGGCGCUGAGGGCAGAGAUCUUGGACUCCUGUGCAUCAAGUGCAAAGGAUCUCUCAAAAAAAGGAGUGAGGACAGAGAAGCCGGAUUUGUAUGUUCACGCUCAUCCUGCAGUCAUUGUAUGUCCUUAUCUGACGUGAACAACAGUCUGCAGGAGAUCAGGGUUAACCUGGAGAAGGCUGUGGAACUCAUGGAGACAGACAGGCCAGGUGAGGCCCUAAGACUUCUAAAAAAGACUCUGUGCCAAUCUGGUCUCAUCCUUGCAGAGACACACCCACUACAGGGGGAGCUAGCUGAUGCCACAGCCAGAGCUUAUGCUUCUCUGGGUGACUGGAAUAGUGCAGCAUCCCAUCUGGAGCGAAGCGCUGUAGCCAUUGCCUCCCAGUUUGGAAAAGAAAGCGUCGAACUGGGUCGACAACUCUUCAAAUUAGCACAGCUACACUUCAAUGGUGGUUCCCGAGGGGCAGCUCUCUCCGUCAUCCCCAAGGUCAGGCGACUUCUCUGCCUUCACUGCGGUCCACACUGCCAUGAAUUACAGGAGCUGAAGGCCAUGGAGGACUGCUUACAAGGGUAGUUUUCAAAAAAAGCAAACUAUAAUUAGUUUUGUACUUUGUGAAGCUCAUUAAAAUAUGAGAAAUUUCAUGAUU